Molecule: messenger RNA, 771 nt
Organism: Parastagonospora nodorum SN15
Lineage: Eukaryota; Fungi; Ascomycota; Dothideomycetes; Pleosporales; Phaeosphaeriaceae
Exons: 1
Coding region: 1-771 (256 amino acids)
Source: RefSeq, a predicted model, not a curated record
AUGUCUCCAGAAACCCAAACCAUCCCCGCCCGCCGCGGUGCCGCAACCCUCGUCCGCCACGGCCAAAAGAUCAAGAUCAUAAACACGCACGGCAACCAAGUCGUCGACACAUGGGCCCUCGCCCUGCCCUCUUCCACCCUCUCCACGGCGUCCUCAAAAGCUGAGGCACCCAUCUACCCCAACGCGACAUCCGACUCGCCAUCAAGAUACACCAAUACUUCCAACGCCGCUGCCUCUGCGCCCGAAUACAUGUCCAUGUGCCACUGCCGCGCCUCCCUGCUCAAAAUCACACCCGCAGUCGGCGACAUACUCGUCAGCCAGAAGAGGCACCCGAUAGUGAAACUGGUGGAGGAUAUCAGUCCAGGCGUGCACGACACGCUGAUUGCAGCAUGUGAUCGAUGGCGGUACAGUGAACUCGGCGUCACGGGGUAUCACGAGUCAUGUACGGACAAUUUCUGGGACGCCGUGGAUGCUUUGUCUUCGUCUCGUGAACUGAGCGAGGAGGAGCAGGAGGCGCUGAGAGAUCUGAAUAGUAAACUUGGCGGCAAGGUUCCGGAUCCGUUUAAUCUAUUCAUGAACAUACCCAUCACGCAGGCCGGCGAGGGCGCGAAGCGCGGAGUCAGUUUCGAAGCGCCCCUGACGAAGCAGGGGGAUUAUGUCGUGUUCGAGGCGCUGAGGGAUGUCGUGGUUGUGAUGAGUGCGUGCCCGCAGGAUGUGUUAACGAUUAAUGGCGGGAAGCCUGUUGAGGCGCAUUUUCAGGUUUAUGACUAG